Messenger RNA from Kalmanozyma brasiliensis GHG001, 609 nucleotides. RefSeq lists its product as uncharacterized. The record is from RefSeq and is a predicted model, not a curated record. The transcript has 2 exons. NCBI's taxonomy places the organism in Eukaryota, Fungi, Basidiomycota, Ustilaginomycetes, Ustilaginales. The coding region runs from base 1 to 609 and encodes 202 amino acids.
AUGCCGCCGAAAACACCUCCCAAGCCCAUUGCGGCAGAAGCGCUGCCAUACCACUGGUACUUGUUCUUCGGCAUCCUCGAACCGCUCUCUGUGCUCGCGGGCGCCGUGUACGCAAUCCUUCUCCCGGAGCGGUACAAUCACGAGCUCAUCCCUCCGGCCUUCUUCCCGGCGUCUACCCUCCAAAAUUCCCUGCGCCAAGCCGGCGUGCUCACUGAUGCGACUCGCAUGGCACUAGGUCAGCUGGGCAGCUGCUAUCUCCUCAUCAUGCUCAACUCCGCACUCAUGUUCUACGCCCUCCGACGCUAUGUGCGGGAUCAGCAGACGCUGGAGACGCUGAUACGCUGGUUGAUUGUCGUCCUAGGUGUAGCAGACUGGACGCAUAUCGGCCUCACCAUCGCCCUCCUCCCCAACGGCCCACCGAAACGAUCCGGCCUGGUGGGCAUGCACAAGGCCGGCACGCUGGACAAGUUCGUGCUGCUGGCUCAACCGGGCAGCUGGAACAGUCUGCUGUUUGGGAAUAUCCUGAUCACCUUUGGGCUGUUUUGCGCUCGUGUCGCUUGGUGGACCGGCAUUGCACGAGGUCCGGUUGGACAUGCUAAGACAGCUUGA